CAUAUGGCUACCCCGAUCAAUGAUUGGUCCUUGCCAUCCAUUAAUUUUAUUGUAUCGACCAAUCCUUGAGCUCCAAGCACACAGCUUAAAAAUGUCGUCGCAAGUGUAGAUAAUUGCUGAACGUUUUCGUUUUAAUUUAUCAAGACAAACGCGAGUACACUCGCUUCAAGAGAAAUAAAUUUUAAUUCUGUGCGUUCUCCAUUUUUAUAUUUGCUCAAAUUUCAGACAUGGCCGACGAAAUGGACCCGUGCGCGUGCCUGUGGAAUCACGAGCUGGCGAUGCGCCGCCUCAUCUCGCUGCUACGUCAAGGCCAGUCGUACUGCACCGACAGCGAGUGCCUGGAGCAGUUGCCGGGGCUCUCGCAGCCCGAGUCGGCCGGCAACAGCUUUAUGAUGAUGUUUCUAAUGGUGGCCUUCGCUCUCGCCAUGUACAUGCUGCGGCCGAGGCGCAACCAAAUCCAAGAUGCCGCGAAGCCAGCGCACGGGCCCCAUGACCACGACGGCGCGCCACCAACACCGCCAAGAAUUUAAUCCGCGCUGAAACGGGACUGCGAGCUAAUCAACGGUCAUGCUAAUGAAUUCCAGUAUAUAAAAUAGAGUAACUCAAUUAUUGCGAGUCGGAACACCAACGCGACGACAUUACAUGUAAGAUCAUGUGUAUAGGUAUUAAAUAUUUCUCUUAAGUGGACGUGUGAUACCAACAAUGCAAUGUUGCGACAAAUUUUAAAUGUUCAUGUAAAUUUAUACGUGUAACUAUUAUUGUAAAACACGUGGUAGGUAGUUCGUGAAGUAUUCAUCCUUUGCUCGAUUUUGUUAUGUAUCGAGUAGUCUGUUUUAUGUCCUUCAAUCUUCCAUUAAUAAAUAAAUCAUAGCGUAAAUAUAUUAUAGUUACUUCGGUAUUAAUGAAAACCUGCAAAACGAUGUAACUCUGGAACGUCACUCCAUUCUUGUGAUAAAUUCUGUAGUGCAAUACUGUGUUAUAUAGCAAUGAUCUGAAAAACAUUAUUAAAAUAGAAAUGCCAAGUGUUUUGGGGGUUUAUGUAUAGCUUGGCUUUAAUAUAUUUAACGUGAUAGUCCACUAUAUCUUAACACGAAGCGGAUAUAAUUUAUUUUCGAGAAAUUAAAUUUCUCGUGAAAGUCUCAAAUAUUAAAUAACUAUUUGAUUCUACUUUUGAUUGAUUCACAAUUUCUUGUAUUUAGGUUUUUUUGUUUUGCUUAUAUACACUUAGGAUAAAGAUAUGUGAUUAGAAAAAUAAGAAUAUAAAUGUGAUUCUGUCUCGAAUAAUGUAAUAAAUUUAUCUUUCCACAUCGCGUAGACAUAUUGUUUAUUUUUCUGAUCAUAGUUAAUAUUCCACUAGAUAUAAUCUCACGCCUUGGGUUGGGUUGAUUUUAACUUUAAUUUUAUAUAUUGCAUCUUGUAUAAUAUACAUAACGGUAAAGACAAAACCAUU
This is a messenger RNA of Manduca sexta (tobacco hornworm), 1450 nucleotides long. RefSeq names its product small integral membrane protein 14. Bases 228 to 530 code for a protein of 100 amino acids. Gene Ontology annotation, cellular component: endoplasmic reticulum. The record is from RefSeq and is a predicted model, not a curated record. NCBI's taxonomy places the organism in Eukaryota, Metazoa, Arthropoda, Insecta, Lepidoptera, Sphingidae. The transcript is spliced from 4 exons.